AAAAAAAAAAAAUUGAACGGUUCAGAUCUCUCCAAUUUCCCUCCCCUACAUAUUUUAAGUAUUUGUAAACUGUAUCUUGGCCACACUAUUUCAGUCACUUCAAUUCUCUGCCUUCCGUUGCCGAACGCGAGAAGAAGUCCCCAAAAAACACCGCAAAAAAGAUAAAAAGGAUUAGGAGGCAAAGAAAGCGAACAAAAUAGAGGAGGAGAAGCACAAGGAAGAGCGCCACAGCUCCGCCACUGUGGUUGUGGUGGCUUUGUUUUCCUAAACGAACCCAAUUUGAGGGAAAACCCAGCAAAGGGAUAAACAUAAACAAACGCCAGAAAGCCAAACUCGCUGCAUCCGCGGGAGUGCGAGCCUGCAGAUCCGACCUGCAUUUUGCUUCUCAGUACCUCUUUCUCCAGCUAAGCUAGAUUAGGGGCUCAAAGAUGGUGGCACAGGGGUUCGUAGUUGAUCUCAAUAAACCACUUGUCUUCCAGGUUGGUCAUCUGGGUGAGGCAUAUGAUGAAUGGGUUCACCAGCCUAUUGUCAGCAGAGAGGGUCCUAGGUUCUUUGCAAAUGAUGUUAUGGAGGCCUUGACUCGUACAGUUUGGUGGGUAAUUCCGACCAUCUGGAUUCCAGUUGUAUGCUAUUUCGCUGCAAUGUCUGCAAGGCUGGGCCUCGUUAUUCCUGAGGUUGUUUCGUUGUUGUUUUUGGGCGUUUUCCUAUGGACACUAGUUGAAUACACCUUGCAUCGCUUCCUUUUCCACAUUAAGACUACUUCUUACUGGGGAAAUACUGCACACUAUCUCCUUCAUGGCUGCCAUCAUAAGCAUCCCAUGGACGGUUUGCGCCUCGUCUUUCCUCCCGCGGCAACAGCUAUUCUAUUAGUACCAUUCUGGAACUUUGUUAAGCUUCUGUCCACGCCUACGACUGCGCCUGCCCUUUUUGCUGGUGGUUUGCUGGGGUAUGUUAUGUACGACUGCACCCAUUACUACUUGCACCACGGGCAGCCAUCGAAUGAAGUUCCUAAGCAUCUCAAGAAAUAUCACAUGAAUCAUCACUUCAGAAUCCAAGACAAGGGGUAUGGAAUCACUUCUUCCCUGUGGGACAGGGUGUUUGGAACACUUCCUCCAUCGAAAGAAGCCCAAAAGAGUAGAUAAGUUUUGAUAUGGGAACCAGUGCAGUCCUGAGUAGAGAGUCGGGAACACACCAGCUAAUGGGGGAGGAAGGAGAAGGAAAGGGGAAGUAGUGGGUGCUUUCUCUGGAUGAUUUCGAUGCUGUGUAUUUUUCCCGUUGUCCCUAGACCAUAUAAAAUAUCAAUAUUCAUUCUUGUGCUGCCUGUUCAAUUGAUUGGUUUAGUUGGUAGCUUGGCAACUUCAAAAAGAAAUAUGGGUUUGGGGACAACUUUGUAGCCUUUUGGUUUUUGUACCUUUGGUAAGUGGGUUUUGCUUGAGCAUCUCUGAGUUCGAUUCUCUGUAACGAGAGAAACAAAAUAGAAUAGAAAACAACAAAAGACCGUUAUUGUUUGUAUUCAGCGAUAGAACAAUAGCAUCGGUGAGAUGAUGUCACCUUCUGUAUCUCUCAGCGAGUUGAGAUGAAAAAGAAAGGAGAAAUCGAGAAGCAGGAGAAGAGAAUCAGAGAGCUUGAAAGAGAGAUACAGAGAGAAAGGGGAGGAAAAGUUUGUUAUUUCUUUAUAGAUGGGUCUAACAGAAUACAAUGGCUUUCUUAAGUAGGCUGGUCUACUCUUGUCAGGGUGAAUGGUGGAACUCUGAGGUAGCUGAAGCUUGUAGGCCACCAAUCUCAUCUUCUGCACAAUCAAGAAAGGCCCAAAGAACAUGAGAGCUAGUUUUUUAUUUGCCAUCAACUCCACUAAUGGCUGCUUGUAAGGUCGCAAUUUCACAUAAACCCAAUC
Linum tenue is the source of this 1894-nucleotide messenger RNA. NCBI's taxonomy places the organism in Eukaryota, Viridiplantae, Streptophyta, Magnoliopsida, Malpighiales, Linaceae. The record is from the annotation of a GenBank genome assembly.